AUGAGGAUACUAUGUGUAGCGGAAAAACCGAGCGCAGCAAAAAAGGUGGCGGAUAUCCUUUCGCAGUCCAACUAUAGAACGAUCAGCACCAAUGAUACAUACACGCGAAAUUAUACCUUUAAUUAUACGCACAACGGUCGAUCAACCCACAUGAUCAUGACUUCCUUACGCGGCCAUUUGCUGGAGCUCGACUUUCCUUCCCACUUGAAACACUGGCGAGCCUGCGAUCCAAUUGAACUGUUCGAAGCAACUGUCCAUAGAUCAGUUCCUGAGAAUAACGAAGCUCUUGCGGAUAAUCUGAGGCGCGAAGCGCGUAAUGUCGACGUUUUGUUCAUUUGGACCGAUUGCGACCGCGAAGGGGAAGCUAUCGGUGCGGAAGCCGUGGAAGUAUGUCGUGCAGUUAAUCCCCGGUUAGAAAUUUGGCGCGCCCGAUUCUCGGCCAUGGAUGCAAGUGCUAUUCAUCGCGCGGCCCAGAAUCCUACCACGAUGGAUGAACGUCAAGUCCAAGCAGUUUUCGUACGCUCCGAACUCGAUCUACGAAUUGGCGCCGCUUUCACACGACUGCAAACCUUCAAAUUAGCAAACUUUUUCCAGGAUCGCAAGGUCGUGAGUUAUGGAAGUUGUCAGUUUCCUACUCUGGGCUUCGUCGUAGAUCGCUAUAAAGCUAUCGAGAACUUUGUGCCUGAGGAAUUUUGGAAAAUCAAUCUUUCGUAUACACAGACGCAAGAUCGCAACUCUGAUUGUGAAUCAAUCACGACUCAAUUCAAUUGGAAACGGGGUCAUUUAUUUGAUCGCUGGGCUACUUUUGUUCUGUACGAAAUGUGUUACCAGAAUCCAAUGGCUACCAUUACCAAAGUCCAACGAAAAGAGGUUACAAAAUGGAAACCACUACCAUUGACAACUGUGGAAAUGCAAAAAGUGGGAUGCCGUGUUUUGCGAAUGACCGGUGAACGCAUCAUGAAGGUUGCGGAAGAACUAUAUACACAAGGUCUGAUCAGUUACCCAAGAACGGAAACAGAUCAGUUUGAUUCAAAUUUCGACUUUCACACCUUGAUUGAGAAACAGACUCGCGAUAAUCGAUGGGGCCAAUAUGCUGUCUUACUACGCGAUGGAGAGUUUGAACGACCAAGAAAUGGUCGGAACAAUGACAAAGCCCAUCCUCCUAUCCAUCCCACCGAGUAUAAAUCCGGUUUGUCGGGUGAUCAUCUUCGCGUGUAUGAAUUUAUCGUUCGUCGCUUCUUGGGUUGCUGCUGGAAGAACGCAGUGGGUUUUGAAACGGCAGUGGAGGUCAAGGUCGCAUGCGAGACAUUUGAUGCCAAAGGUCUUGUGAUCUUGGAGCGGAAUUUUUUGGAAGUCUAUACCUAUGACAAAUGGAAAGGAAACUAUUUACCGGAAUUCAAUGAAAACGACCAGUUUAUGCCGACGGUUUUGGAAAUGAAAAGCUCCGUGACCCAACCUCCCAAACUACUGACAGAAUACGAUCUGAUCAGUCUUAUGGAAAAAAACGAAAUUGGUACCGAUGCGACCAUUGCAGAACAUAUUCAAAAGAUUCUGGAUCGACAAUAUGCAUUCAAAAACGGGCAGUAUUUUCGACCGUCGACGUUGGGCAUUGCAUUGGUACUGGGAUAUGAUGAAAUUGGAUUCGACUCGAGUCUCAGUAAACCAUUUUUGCGAAGAGAGAUGGAAGCCGAUCUCAAGCAGAUUUGUGAAGGACGAAAGUUGCAAAAUGCGGUAUUGCAACAAAGUAUAGAGCGGUAUCGACAAAUGUUCUUCAAGUCAGUACAAGAAUUUGGAAAGAUCAUCACUUCUAUGCAGCUACAUUAUCGAGCGACGGAAGAUCAAUCGGGAGGUGCAGGUGCAGCAAUCGGCAUCGGAGUGUCCGAGGACGAGGACGAGGGUGGAGAUGACGGUGAUCAUGGUGAUAAUCAGCGCCCCUCGGGAGGAGGAAACGCCAGACGGUCUACCGGAACACGUGGACGAGGUCGCGGAGGUCGUGGAUCAUCGAACCGUGGAGAUGGAGGAGCUGGACGUCGAACGUCUGGACGUGGUCGUGGCCGUGGCCGUGGACGCGGAGGUGGACAAUCAUCGUCAAACGAUCAAUCAUCAAACGGUCCACCUUGUGAAUGCGACUUUCCCAGUGUAAGUCAAACAGUUCGAAAGGCUGGUCCCAACAAAGGUCGUGAAUUCUUUGUUUGUGGACGUCAAACAUGCAAUUUCUUUGCAUGGAAUGAUGACAGACGCGGACCGUCCUAA
This is a messenger RNA of Radiomyces spectabilis, 2253 nucleotides long. Its product is annotated as DNA topoisomerase. Bases 1 to 2253 code for a protein of 750 amino acids. The record is from RefSeq and is a predicted model, not a curated record. The transcript has 10 exons. Gene Ontology annotation, cellular component: nucleus. Lineage: Eukaryota; Fungi; Mucoromycota; Mucoromycetes; Mucorales; Radiomycetaceae. Gene Ontology annotation, molecular function: DNA topoisomerase type I (single strand cut, ATP-independent) activity; zinc ion binding; DNA binding. Gene Ontology annotation, biological process: DNA topological change.